CUUGGCCCCACACUCACACCCAACCCAACACUAAAACUACUCACACUACUCACGCCCAGCUCCUAAACGGCGCCGUCUGUCAGAUACUUUCGGUUAUCCUCAUUUUUUAAGACCUUUCAUUUUCAUCAAAAGAAUUUUCAGCUUAAUUUGCUUUCUCCCUCUCUCUGCACAGUGCAACUCUGUUUUUGUCUCUGUGUGCAGACAGAGAGAGAAGAUAACCAAAAGAGAAAAAAAAAAAAAAAAACUAAAAAGGAAUCUACGAGAUUCAAAUAUUUAGAUUUUGGAGUUUCAAGAAAUUUGUGUAUUUGCAAUGGGGAAAUCUCCAGGGAAAUGGAUCAAAUCCUUUUUUCGGGGAAAGAAGUCAUCAAAGUCCAAUUUGUCCAAAGGAAAUGACAUUUCAAAAUCUGCCAGUAAAGGAGAGAUAUUGAUUUCUUCUAAACCACCCGUGUCUGAUACAACUGUGGAACAUUCAUUGAUUGCACAACUUGCUCCUACUGUUGCUGCUAAAAGUGGAGCAGAAGUUGCUGUUAAGUUACCAGAUGAAGAGUUUGCUUUUUCAUGUGCACAAGGAGAUAAGAAUGCGAAGGAGGUUACGAAUUUGGGUUCACAGGAAGAUCCUGAGGGAAUCAGACAUGAAGCAGCUGCCACAAAGGCACAGGCAGCCAUUAGAGGUUAUCUGGCUCGUCGACAAUUUCGAACACUUAAGGGCAUUAUAAGGCUGCAAGCACUUAUCCGUGGUCACUUGGUUAGAAGACAAGCUGUUGCUAGCUUAUGUUGUGUGUGUGCAGUUGUUAAACUUCAGGCACUGGCUCGUGGCCAAAAUGUUAGACGGUCUGCUGUUGGGAUUCAAGUGCAAAAUACGUGCAACCUGGGAAAAGUUCAGGGUGCUCAAUGUUCACUUUCUUCUGGAAUAUGUACAUCUACACUGGAAGAGAAGCUGAUAAAGAAUGUAUUUGCUCAGAAGCUUUUUGCUUCUUCAAAGGGUGCAGUACCUCUAAGCCUUCAGUGUAGUGCUGGGGAGCCUAAUCCAUCCUGGGAGUGGUUGGAGCGCUGGACAAGGUCACACUUCUGGGAAUCCAGUGUACAACAAAAGAAAAUUGAUGAGCAUGAUAAGGUUCAGAAAGUGGAAACGAAACAAGGGAGGCCAAAACGAAAUGUCCAGAAGCUAUCCCGCCCUAAUGCUGAAAAUGGCUCAGGGCGCUCAGCUAAAGAAUCCUAUAAGUCAAAACGUAAUCCAAGAAAGCUGUCAAGCCAUCCAGUAGGUUCGGUUGAGGAACAUUCACAAAGCCCAAAGGAGAAGGUAAAUGGCAGUAGAAGAAAAACUUCCAAUUCCACAAAGGAGGGUUGUGCAAGAUAUGAUGUUGACAGUGGAAAAGAAAAGCACAGUGGGGGGAAGUCAUUUGCUGUUGCUACUGAAGUUCCAGAGGGAGCUAAUGAUAUGGCACUGGCUGUGGCACAGGUGCCUGAUGCUGAUGCAAGUCCACAAAUUCCUGCUAUAGAGGAUCAGUGUAGUGCAUUACAUGAGUGCCAUGAUUUGGACUUGACACCUGUGGGAAACAAUGGUAAAAUUGAUGAUAUUCAAGAUACAAAUAAGCAAUUAAACCAUAAAGAUUACCGUACUGGCAAUGAGAACCAGAAAAACAAUGAUAGAAGAUCUUCAUUUCCUCUGAACAUUGAGCAUCAGGAGAAUGGGGUUCAUACUACACCAAAAGUGCCCAGCUAUAUGGCACCAACUGAAUCUGCAAGAGCUAGGCUCAGAGGACAAGGGUCCCCCAGAUUUUCUGAAGAUGCAAUUGAAAAUACUGGCACAACCACUACCAGACGUCAUUCCCUACCAUCAUCCACCAAUGGCAAGUUUACUUCAAUGUCUCCUCGAGCACAAAAACUGGUUCAUGCAGCUAGCAAAGGAUUGAUCAGAAGUGACAGAUCUCUAUCUGCUUCUAGAGAUAGUACAGUUUCAGAUAAGGCGGUUAAAGCAGAGUGGAGGAGGUAAUUUACGUGAAGAAUGCUCUCCAUAGAGUUAUUGUACUGAGGAGAAAACAAAAAGUAAAGACUAUUUUUACAACACAUGCUGUAAGUUACAUAGUAAUCAUUAUCUGGUGUGCGGAGCUUGUCCAAGUAAUAUGCAUAGUUAUUUUGGGGUGGAGUAUUUAGGUGGGCUGCAUAUUUAAAGUCGAUCAAUUUAGGAAUCCUUUAUGCCUGUUGUGCUGUACAACUUCUUUCUCUUUUGUUCCUUUGUCCCGUAUGCAUUAGAUAUUCAGAUACCAGAAACUUUUCAGAUGACAGUUCAAACCUGUAUUUAUUACUGUGGUUCUUUAACAGAUGAAAAAAAGCAGCUUAACGUGUUUCUUCAA
Molecule: messenger RNA, 2354 nt
Organism: Ricinus communis (castor bean)
Lineage: Eukaryota; Viridiplantae; Streptophyta; Magnoliopsida; Malpighiales; Euphorbiaceae
Product: protein IQ-DOMAIN 28
Exons: 7
Coding region: 311-1993 (560 amino acids)
Molecular function (GO): protein binding
Source: RefSeq, a predicted model, not a curated record